CAAUUUACUACACAAUGACGAAGGAUGACGAUCCAAAUUGUAUGCUCAAGAGUCGUUUUUCAGCCGCUCGGUUGAGAGACAUAGUGCUUGGGCUUAAGGAACCUCGGAGAAAACUCAUUACUGAUCGUGGGUGGGGUGUACUUCUGGAUAUUUCCGCAUUCUCAGCUCCCAAGGGAUUGCUGGAAUGGAUAAUAUUAAGGAUUGAUGCCGAGCUAGGUGAAUUCAGAAAUAGUAAGAACAAAACAAGCAUAGUGUUCAACAAAGAAAUGGUAGUUAAAGCAUUGGGGCUUCCUUCUGGAGCUAGGCCGGUGGUGCUCACCGGUGAUCAUGAAGAAUCACCAUAUCGUGAAUUCUACAAAAUUGAAUAUAGCACAGCUGGAAGGAGGGCGCCAAUUCAUCAUGCUGAAAAGUUGCUUGAAGAUGAUGAGUUGGAUCAAGAAGUAUGGUUUAGGACAUUCUUCAUGGUGGUGAUCAGUACAUAUUUCUUUCCUGGAAGCAGCAUUAUGAUGCCUCUGGAAUAUCUUGGGAGCCUCGGUGAGUCCACACUCGUUCGUGAAUAUGAUUGGGCGGACAAGAUAUUCUCACAUACAAUGUCAGAAAUCAAGACAUUCCAAGACAAAAGGAGAAAGGCACUGAAGGAUGGAAACAUGAAACCACUAUGGGUUGGUGGUUGCUUACCAUGGAUCGCGAUUGUUUACAUGGAUCAUUUGGAAUUCCCUGUCUCAACUCUGUCGACUCAUCGGAUUAGUUAUGAUCUGCCGAGAUCCUCUCAUGUUUCCGAUGCCGACUUCAAGUUUGUUAUGAAGCAUGAUAAAAGCAAGCUGACACUCCAACCCCAUACAUAUGGUGCACGCCCAUUUCGUCCAUUCCACCUCACCCCGUACGCCACUGUGAAUGUAAUCUUGGGAAAUGAAGCAGCGCAAGAACACAUUUUACCGCACAUUGCAGUAUCAAACUCCAACCAUUUAGGGCAGGACGCAUCUCGGCAUUCCAUAGCACAAGAAAAUAAUUUCCCAGAGGAGCUCCCAGAUUACAUUAGGAUUGUCCAUGAGAAGCACAGCAAUAUAUGGCGCAAAGAUGUUGAAAAGGCAGUAACAAGGUUAACGAAAAUCCAUGUCCAGCGCAUGGCCGAGUAUGCUUCUGAUUUGUUUGCAGCUUGCAAGAAUAACACAACAACUCCACAUGGGCCAUUGCCGCCAAGUGCCUCCACGCCCAUCUUCUCGCCACCUAGAGCAUCCACUAGCAUUGCCGGUGCGCCCAGAGAUGAAGAACCCGUGCUAGUCGGAGAAGAUGUGCACGGUUCACAAUUUUGGGAGGAAGCCACUAGGAUUGCGGCUGAGAUAGAACAGAGUGCUGGCAAAAAAACACAUAUGACGGAUCCAUCCUCUACUGCAAAUGCACGUACUGAACAUCAAGACAUCACUGAACCAACUACAGAACUUCGCCCCAUUAACGACAUUGAAUGUCCUACUUUCAACCUUUUGCCAGAAGGUGAAACUUGGACCCAACAUUUUGCAGCCAACAAUCACCCUUCCCCACGAGGUGUUGCCAACAUAGCGACUUCCACAGGAGGAACAUCAAAGGACACAUCAGGUAUGGGAAGGCCGCUACCAUGCCAUCCAAGCCAUUUCAAUUACCAUUCAUUUCAGAUAAGCAAAUACCAGAAACACAAAUAA
This is a messenger RNA of Lolium perenne, 1676 nucleotides long. The record is from RefSeq and is a predicted model, not a curated record. Lineage: Eukaryota; Viridiplantae; Streptophyta; Magnoliopsida; Poales; Poaceae.